This is a messenger RNA of Bradysia coprophila, 4969 nucleotides long. RefSeq names its product Ankyrin-repeat, SH3-domain, and Proline-rich-region containing Protein (gene ASPP). NCBI's taxonomy places the organism in Eukaryota, Metazoa, Arthropoda, Insecta, Diptera, Sciaridae. Gene Ontology annotation, biological process: regulation of apoptotic process. The record is from RefSeq and is a predicted model, not a curated record. Gene Ontology annotation, cellular component: nucleus. Gene Ontology annotation, molecular function: p53 binding.
GGGCCAGAGUAGUUGCCGAACAGCGACCGGUAUAGAUGGCACGAAAUCGCGCUAAAAUCAGUUUUGUGUUGUUUUCGUUCGAAUUCGUUGUAAGAAAAUAAAAUAUUGAGAGAAAAAAAAUUAUGAAAUAAAAUCGAAAAAGCAGCGAAAUAAAUAUUAAUAAAAUAAAAUCGUGUGUGCGCUAGUUUUACGCGAUUGUUUUUUUUUCGCGGUGGAACAGAGUCACAGUCUUUAAUAUCCGAUACAACUAAUAACAGAACGAUAUAUUUAUGUUUGUUGUUUUUGGUGUUUGUUUUUUUACUUUAAGUUUCAAUUAAUUGUCGUGACCUUUUUUCGGCUAUAGGUUCACAAUUUUAACGAAUGUGUAUACGCACUGCGUGUGGAUACAUUAUUUUUUGUUGUUAAAUUUUGUUUUUGUGGUCUGCACGAAAUGCUAAUAAAAAAAGCAAAAAUUUAAUUAAGUGAAUGUUGAUUUCUGCUUAAUUGUUCAGUGUUGUGCAAGCGACUUUUAACUAAAAGAAAUUUUUGUGAGCAAUAGUUGAGUCUAUUCGUUGAAUAGAAAACUAUUUGAUUGGAAUAAUAGGAAAGAAUUCAUUUUAUGUGUGGAAACAAUUCACACAUCGCAAAACAAAACCUACACAUUUUUUGGGUUUUAUUUUAUUUUGGUUUCUACCUGGUGUGUUUAUGGAUUGUUGAACUAUCAUCCAGAAAACAGAAUUUCAUCUGCGUCUACUAUGCUUCGCAUCAACCCGAUUUAGUUGGGAUCUUCUCGUCAUACAACAUAUUGUAUAUUAUGUACCACACACAAAAUGUACGGCAAAUAUUUGGGAACCGCACAACAACAAACUCAUGGAAAAUCCACUCACUGUUUGUUCAAAAAUGCAACAUUGUUUCGUGCAAUACAUAUAUAAAUCUACCUUGAAUGCAUAAAUAUUAAUGAUCUUCAAACAACCAAAGAAAAAGUGUAAUUUCGUAAUCGUGUAACAAAAAAGAAAAACGAAAAUUAAAAAUUCGAAAAAUAAGUGAAAAUUCAAAUUUUUCCCGUCAUUCUCAUCUAAUCAUAAUAACGUUAUACAAUUCUCGUUCCACAUUGUAAUAAAUGCAGUGCUACAAGUCAAAAAACGACGGAAAAGCUGAGAUUUUGUGUUUAAGUUAAUUGCAAUCGGAUUUAAUUUGAAUACGCUUGAGUGUUGAGCAUUGUUAAUAUGAAGACUUUUCGUUAUAAUUUCCACACACAAUCUCUAUGAAAGUAACACACAAUUUAUUAUAAAUUUUAAAAUUUCUUUCGGAGAGAAGGAGAACAAACUUCGCGAUUUAUAAUAAAAUUUCGUUUGAUGCUCAUUAUUUGGUGAAUAUGAAAAAUAUUAUCACCGACUAUUAUGUGGAUUAAAAUCGGUUUUUGUGAGGAUUUUAUCGAUUAAAAAUUUAUUUAUUGGUAAAGCUUAUGAUUUAUUGUAUAAUCGACAAACAUACAACGCUGAGCGGGGGGUAUUUUAUUGGAUUUACUAUUUACAAUCCAUGUUGAUUGAACCAAUUACACGUUCUGUUUCAUUUGAGGUGCCUGGACGGCCAAGCGGUGCCGAACUCAAGGCAAUGGCACUUAGACAACAACAGCAAAUUGAUUCACAGCAUCAAUUACUUGCGGCUAAGGAGCAGAGAUUACGAUUUUUGAAAGCACAAGAAAUUCGUGGUGCUGCUGCGGCAGCGGAAAGUGAACGGUUGCGACGGUUACGGGAACGGGUCGAGGCUCAAGAAUCAAAAUUGCGAAGACUUCGUGCGCUGCGCGGACAAGUUGAUUUGCAGAAAACUUACAACGUAACGCUGAGCAAUGAUCUCGACUCGAUACGUGCAUUAUUCAGCGAAAAAGAGAAGGAGCUUAGUUUGGCUGUGGCGAAAGUCGAAGCACUCACCAGACAAUUGGAAGAAUUACGGCGUGACAGGCGAGGUCCAUUGAAUCUAAUACCUGGAAAUGGAACGAAUAAUGCUGGUACGAAUGGGGUUAGUACGUCAGUUGCGACGGUGGAAUUAGAUAAACUACGAAGGGAAUUGAUGUAUCGCAAUCAAUUGUCUUUACAACAAGAUGCUCGACUUCAUUUGCAACGUGAGGCUUUACAGCAACGACAAGCUGAAUUACGUUCAGUUGAUCAACGCAUUCUGGAACUGCAGAAUCGAUUACACAAAAAGAAGGCAUCUACCUUACUGCACCAAUCUGGUAAUGGUACAGUACCGCAACAGCAGCAACAACAGCAGCAGCAACAGCAGCAGCAGCAACAGCAGCAGCAGCAACAGCAACUGCAGCAGCCUCAACCGAAUAGCAUUUUUAAUAGCAAUGGCAAUAAUAUCCCGAUUCUUACCAACAAUGCAAGCAAUAAGCCGUCAAAUAGUGUCUAUCCAUCACAACGGAUUAUACCACGAGGAAACAUUGCUGCUGUUGAACCGUAUAUGCAUACGCCACAAAAAACUGCACUAAAACCAGCUCAGCAUCAAAUCAAAAAGCCACAUCAACAGCAACUGUUCCAGGAUCUGACGAAUUUGAAGCAGAAUAUGCAACUAACCAACACCAACAUCAAUGUGAAUCAUAUUACGUUAGCCGACAGUGAUGAGAAUAAAUUGGCCAGACAGAAGCUGCAUAUGAAACAGAAUUCGAAGGACUUGGACAGUGAAACUGGAUCGGACGUUUCUACCAAGAAAAAUGACUCGAAAUUUCAAACUUUGCCUUACUUAACGAAAUAUGGACUGAGUAAAAGUGCUAGUAGCGGUGCGAUACCAUACAAUGUUACGUCAAUGCAUCAGAAGCAGAAGAGUAAUGAAAGUGACAGUGAUAAAACUAGUGAGUCGGAGGGUUCAACGAAAUUGAAUGGUCAAUCGCAUCAACAGUUAACCGUGCAUAGUAUUCCAUUGAGUACGAUAAACCGGUCUUUAGCCGUACCUGUCGCUACUGUGACUACGAACUCGGUACAGUUCUCCAAUGGCAAUCAGGAAAAUGAAGUCGAUAGGCCAGCGAUAAAGCCGAAGGCUAAACACCAAAUUCCAUCCGGUAAUCUGGUUGUUCCUCCAAGGAAACCAAUAAGCAGUGUUGCACCGACGACGGUAACGCAUGCAGCGAAAAGUGUUGCACAAAAUCCUAAAGUGCAUAUGGUCGCUCCGAAUGUAAACUCAACACCAAUUGUUUCCACUGGUGUUGAUAGUGAACAAAGUCGACCAGCACUGCCACCAAAACCGGCUAAACAAACGGAAUCCGAAUCAAACGGUCUUUCAUCGACAGUGCCUACCGUAGUCAGCGUAAUCAAUAAACCUCCAGUAACCGAACCCAUCCAAGAUAAUCAAUCUACAACAUCUGCGAACCAUCAACCCGCCGAUAAUCUUCCUAUUAAAGCUAGACCGUUAACAAUCAAAAAGCAACCCCUAUCCGAGCAGCCAAAGUUGCGAUCAAUGACGUCUGGUAUCAAACCGGUGCAGUAUACGUCCCGGCGGAUCGAAAUGCCGCCAGCGUUUUUAUUCCCAGAAAUCGAAAAGGGCAACCUGAAAGAUAAGAGCAGCAGUCAGUCAUCCAGCAGCAGUACGGUUGACGACACCGACAAAUCGACAACAUCGUCAACGAAUGACGAAGAGGUCAAUAAUCAUACUCACGAUGUGGUACGUCGAACGAGAUCUUCGUUGAGCGAAAAUGGUAAAGUGAAAUUGGCUCGCAGGGUUAGUUUCGAUCCGUUGGCAUUGCUGCUGGAUGCUAGUCUGGAGGGUGAAUUAGAAUUGGUCAAAAAGACUACAAUGCAGGUGCCGAAUCCAAGUGCUGCUAACGACGAGGGGAUAACAGCGCUCCAUAAUGCCAUAUGCGCUGGACAUUUUGCAAUAGUCAAAUUCCUUGUCGAAUACGGAUGCGACGUGAACGCCCAGGAUUCGGACGGAUGGACACCGUUACAUUGUGCGGCUAGUUGUAAUAACUUGGAAAUGGUGAAAUUUCUGGUCGAAUCGGGUGCAUGCUUAUUUGCGGCCACAUUGUCCGAUCACGAAACACCAGCCGAAAAAUGUGAAGAAGAUGAAGAGGGCUUCGAUGGAUGUUCCGAGUAUUUGUACAGUAUUCAGGAGAAACUGGGUAUACUGAACAAUGGCGAAGUGUUUGCGGUGUUUGCCUACGAUUCGCAGCAACCGGACGAAUUAAGCUUUGAUGUGAACGAUCGAUUGACAAUAUUGCGUAAAGGCGACGAUUCGGAGAGGGAAUGGUGGUGGGCUAAAUGUUCGCCAGGCAGAGAAGGAUAUGUUCCACGGAAUCUAUUAGGAUUGUACCCACGAGUGCCACUGCAACAACAAAUUGAUUAGCAGUUAGUGAAAUGUUGGACACAACGGAAUAAGUUUGGAAAAUUGAAGAAACAUUACGUAUCCAGUUUUAUGUAAGAGUUUCAUUCAACAAAUCAAUUUCUCGUUUCUUUUUGUAUAUUUUAAUGGAGAACAUUGUAAAUACUAGUAACCUAAUUAAAUGCAAUUGACCUAACAAUAAGGGGCAAAUGAUGUUAUACAUAUAUCUGAUAUACCGUCUUCUACCGUCUUCAGCAUAUUCGUUAACAAUAUCGAACGGAGAGUGGAAAUGAAGAGUUUAGUUUUCGAACAAUUGAAAAUUAAAAAGAAAAAAAAUUCUUGGAAAACUUCAUAAUGGCAAAUGAAUGGAUGGGCCAAUUCAUUAAUCAGCAUUCGAAUAUUUGAAAUGUUCACUGCAGGUAGUGAAGUCGUUUUCCACUUGGCUGUUUAAGUUUUAUUUUAUAAAAGAAGGGAAAAUUUCUUAACGAAACUUUCUAUGGGAAAGAAUAAAUUUUUCCCUGAGAGUGCAUCAACACUCCGCUUCUCUGGUAUUCAUUCAUUCAAGUUCGAUUAAAUUUGAAUAUGUUUCGUAUAAUACCGAGAGUUUAUCUUUCGCUUUAUCAGUGAUGUAUAACUUUAUCUGCCCCUUAGAGUAAUGGCAGACACAAGAAAAAAA